CCGGAAGCAGAGAGAUAUGUCCCUUUAAAGAUGGCGUCUGACAAAAGAUAUGUAUACGCGGGGACUGUGGUGUUUUUGUCAUAUUUUAUAAUUGGAUGCCACGCUAGACUGCACCAUCUGGUACUAAAGGAUGACAUCCGGCAGAAAGUACACCUUAACACCUUUGGGUUUUACAAAAAUGGUUACAUGACUGUGAGCCUGAACAGCCUCAUGAUAAAUGAGGUGAUAAUCGAAGACGUUGAUAGCAGCACGAUUGGAUUCAUUUUGGACAAAACUAACAGCAAUGGUUUUGCUUCAUACUUGGAUGAUGACUCUGGGUUUUGUGUCCUGAAGAAGACACCCAGUAGUGAUGCGGUGGUGUUGCUUCUGUUGGAUUUCAACGGGCCAGAAGUAACCAUAAAGACCUCAGCAGAGGAAGGUCUCUUUCCCCAAAUCAUACCUAUCUUGGCAGGAAGUGCAAAUACAGGACCAGAUGGGAAGCAGGAGAAAGAUGUGGACAAAACAGUUGAGUCUAAAGUCACAAAGGAGCCUCCUGUGGUUACGAUCAAAGAGCCCACAUAUCCUUUGGUGAAGAGAGGGGAUAGUUACUCAUUUAGGUUUUAUUUCAAUGUCACCACUGAUGACCAGCAAGGCUUGUACAACUUCUACUUCUACAACUGCUACAGCAGGAACGCUCAGACCAACCUGCUGAAGUUCAGCCUUGAUAUCAAUAUUGAGGAGAAGAACCCUAACAGCUUCCUGUCGGCAGGCGAGAUCCCUCUGCCUAAACUCUACAUCUUCAUGUCCAUGCUCUUCUUCAUCAUCGGGACACUCUGGGUCCACGUGCUCCACACCAGGAGUGCGGAUGUUUACAAAAUCCACUGGCUUAUGGCAGCUCUUCCGUUCACCAAAUCGCUCUCUUUGGUGUUCCAUGCAAUUGACUACUACUACAUCUCCAACCAGGGCUUCCCCAUUGAGGGAUGGGCUGUUGUCUACUACAUCACGCAUCUGUUAAAGGGCGCUCUCUUGUUCAUCACAAUAGCCUUGAUAGGGACUGGUUGGGCUUUUGUGAAGCACAUUCUCUCUGACAAAGAUAAGAAGAUCUUCAUGAUAGUUAUCCCUCUUCAGGUGUUGGCCAACGUAGCCUACAUUAUCAUCGAGUCAACAGAGGAGGGCAGCACUGAGUACGGUUUGUGGAUGGAGAUCCUCUUCCUAGUGGACCUGCUGUGCUGUGGGGCCAUCCUCUUCCCUGUCGUCUGGUCAAUCAGACAUCUUCAGGAGGCCUCAGCAACAGAUGGAAAAGCUGCUAUCAAUCUUGCCCAGCUGAAGCUGUUUAGACACUACUAUGUGAUGAUUGUGUGCUACAUUUAUUUCACGCGCAUAAUUGCCAUUCUCAUCAAAAUCAUCGUGCCCUUCCAGUGGAAAUGGCUGUACCAGCUGCUGGAUGAGUUGGCCACGCUGACCUUCUUCUUCCUGACGGGGCACAAGUUCAGGCCCGCCUCCUACAACCCCUACCUGCUCCUGUCUGUGGAGGAUGAGGAGGACCUGGAGAUGGAUGAUGUGAUAACUACAUCGACCGCUUUGGGAGAAGGAGUCAAGAAGGUGAAGAAGAUCUCCAACGGGCCGUCAGAAGAACAUGAGAGUGUGGCAUGAAGGGAGCUCUCAGCUAAUGUCUCUGGAGUCUUUCGCUUAAGAGGUCCAGAAGCAUCCUGAAGCUGCAUCGGAGACACUCCUGGAUCAGGGCUCUCUACCACCCCCCCCCUCCCCCCUCCCCACCCCCCAGACGUCUCAGUGGACUCCUCUACUUCCCUUGUCUUAAAACAGACCAGUCUAAUUCCAACGCUUCUGUACAGUUUAUCUUGUAAAGGGUGUGUACACUUUGGAGAUCUGGGUACUCAGCUCCUGGAUACACUAAUCUUCCGUUACAGUGGUCAUUAUAGUUACAACAGAUACGCUUUGGUGCUGCUCUUUGUCAUGUACAACUGAUGUUUUGUUGUUUUUAUUUUUGUUUUCUUUUUUUUUUGCCACCAUUUUUAUUUUGGCUAAUUGAUCUCAGUUAUGAGUAUGGCUAUACAUGCUCAGUGAGCUCUACCAUAUAUAAUGUAAUUAAGUGGAUUUUUUUUGGAGUUGAUUAUUUUUUACUUUUAAUCUGUGCUCUCAUAAGAGAGAGUAAGCGAGGAAAUGACUUGAGUGUCUUCAGCGAGCUGUUUGGAUGCAGGUGGGGUAUUGGCACAUAUGGGGUGACCCAGACUGUGCUGAUUUAUAAUGGGUCUCAUUAGGUGAUUUCAAAAGACCAUGUUUAAGUGGAACAUCUCACUCUUCAUGUGGAAGAGACUAAUGUUUCCUUAACGUUACACGCUUGUGAAUAUUAUUACACUGCUGUUUUUGAUGAGAAUAUUGAGCAUACUGUUUUGGGUCGUUCCUGUAUUCUAAUGGGUUACGGUUUGAAUUCCUUGAGAUAACAUUUACAGAUAAUCGAUAUGGGCCUCUGAUCAUUUGUAAUAUACCUAUGAUUUUUAACAGUAUUUCCAUGCAAAAGAAAGCAUUUCAAUUGCUUGAAAUAAUGCUGCCUAAUUUGAAGAUCUUAGAGUGGGGUUGUUAUUUAUUCAGUAUUAGCUACUGCAAUUGUUAAAUAGUUUAUGUUUUUUAUUUUGUUUUUUUGAAUAAGAGAACACUGAAUGUAUGGCAUGGCAAUAUGGCCAAAGCAUUACUCCUCGUUAGAGGACAGUUGAUGUUUUCUGCCGAGAUGGAGGUCUUGGACAUUUUGCACUGAAUUAUAGUAUUGUAAAAUAAGCUCAAAUAUAAGACAUGACCGUUCAAAUUUGCUAAAUAAAACUUUACAAAGGAAAUUAACUCUGUUUAGGUCAAAACACUGAUGCACAUUUUUUUUGUGUGUGUUUUCUUUUUGAAAAAUUGUAUAUACCACACAUCUUUUUUUUCCUCUCUCCCUCAUUUUGGGAGAUCAUGUGAAAUGUUGAAGAUUGGUCAUUUUGGGAACUGUGAUGAACACGUCUUUAAUGCAUAAAGUUGUUUUGAACUC
Molecule: messenger RNA, 3019 nt
Organism: Sardina pilchardus (European sardine)
Lineage: Eukaryota; Metazoa; Chordata; Actinopteri; Clupeiformes; Clupeidae
Gene: gpr107
Product: G protein-coupled receptor 107
Exons: 18
Coding region: 31-1632 (533 amino acids)
Biological process (GO): clathrin-dependent endocytosis
Cellular component (GO): clathrin-coated vesicle; Golgi apparatus; membrane
Molecular function (GO): clathrin heavy chain binding
Source: RefSeq, a predicted model, not a curated record